This is a messenger RNA of Physeter macrocephalus (sperm whale), 1091 nucleotides long. RefSeq names its product transmembrane protein 234 (gene TMEM234). The transcript is spliced from 5 exons. The coding region runs from base 26 to 448 and encodes 140 amino acids. Lineage: Eukaryota; Metazoa; Chordata; Mammalia; Artiodactyla; Physeteridae. The record is from RefSeq and is a predicted model, not a curated record.
GGAAGUGGAGAGGAGCGGCGUUGCCAUGGCGGCAACCCUGGGGCAGGUGCUGGCUCUGGUGCUGGUGGCCGCUCUGUGGGGUGGCACACAGCCGCUGCUGAAGCGGGCCUCCUCGCACCUGCAGCACGUUCAUGAGCGGACCUGGGCCCGGCAGUUGCUGCAGGAGACGAAGACCCUCUUCUUGAAUACUGAGUACCUGUUGCCCUUUUCCCUCAACCAGUGUGGCUCCCUUCUCUACUACCUCACCUUGGCAUCAACAGAUCUGACCCUAGCUGUGCCCAUCAGUAACUCUCUGGCCAUCAUCUUUACACUGAUUGUUGGGAAGGUCCUUGGAGAAGAUAUUGGUGGAAAACGAGCAUUCGCAGGUAUGGUGCUCACCGUGGCAGGAAUUACACUCUGCAUCACAAGCUCAGUGACCAAGACCCAGGGGCAACCAUCUACGCCUUGAGUGGACCAAGGCCACCCUCCGGCUCUGCUGUCUCCAGGAAGCCCCUGGGCCAUGAGGUAGAGGCAGUGAGCAUGAGGACUUAGCCCUCCCACCCACCUCCACCCCCCAGCCUCAGCUUCCUCGUCUCUUGGGAUAAUAGCUACCUCAUGGAUCGUAAUAAGAGAACAAAAGUGAAAGGGUUUUGUAACUUCCACCUGCUGUUCACCUGCUCGGAUUUAGCGCAAGAGACUUCACACUCACCCUCAGCAACCUUUCUGCCCCAGCAGCACACUUUCUGCUGUCAUGUCAGGCCCCAGGCCCCCAGGCCUGCCACUGUUCCUGUGCCUGACCCAGGCACUGUUCCUGUGCCUAUCCCAGCAGCUGGUUGGUGGACCGCAGAACUCCAGCUGCAAGAAGAGAGCCAGCUACAGUCUGUGAGCCAGAAAUGCGAACAGGAGGGCUCCAGGGCUCAGCCUUGGCUGGCUGAGGAGGGAACUGAGGGGAAGGUGCAUAAGAACAGCAGACUUUGGGGAGAGGAGUUUGCUGUUAGCCUUGCCUGUCCCUCCCGUGAGGUGGGUGCCGGCCCCUCCCAAACAGAUCGACAUCUAUGGGCCCCUGCACUGCCAGACCCCAACGUAUGGAGCAAUGCCAGGUGAGCAGUAGU